GCGGAAGAUCAGACGUCUGACCGGACUCGGGAACUCGAAUCGCAAAAUGCAUAACAUUGAAAACAUUCUGGGAGAGCUGCAGCGAUUCGCAUGGCAAGACUAUGUCGCUUUUGUGGCGAUGUUUCUGCUAUGCAUUGGCAUUGGCAUUUACUUUGGUUUCAUGAAGAAAUCCGUGUCCGAGGAUGAUUAUAUGCUAGGUGGCCGCAAAAUGCUGGUAGUGCCCAUUGCUUUCUCACUGGUGGCCAGCUUCAUCUCUGGCAUAACCUUACUUGGACUGCCCACCGAGGUGUACUCGUACGGUACGCAGUAUCUAUAUGUAUCUUUCGGAGUGGUUGGCAUGGGCAUUGUAAUGGGUGUCUUUUACUUGCCCGUUUUCCAUGACCUGAACAUUACGUCCACCUAUGAGUAUUUGGAGGUACGUUUCGAUCGUCGCCUUCGUUUAUUUGGUUCUAUUAUGUUUGCUAUUAUGAAUGUAGCAUAUCUGCCCAUUGUGAUCUAUGUGCCGGCACUUGCAUUUAACCAGGUAACUGGAAUAGGAGUGCACACCAUUACUCCGAUUGUCUGCAUCAUUUGUGUAUUCUACACCAGCAUGGGUGGGCUGAAGGCUGUUGUGUGGACGGAUGUGGUGCAGGCGGUGUCCAUGUUGGGCGCCCUUGCUCUUGUGGCCAUCAAAGGAAGCAUGGAUAUUGGCGGAGCUGGUGUUGUAGUAGAACGCGCUUGGCAUUCAAAUAGACUGGAGGCCCCAGAUCUCAGCAUUGAUCCCACAGUGCGUCAUACAUUCUGGUGCUUAUUUGUUGGUGGCAUUGUCUACUGGACGCAGACCAAUGCCGUGUCCCAGAACAUGAUUCAGCGCUAUCUCUCACUGCCUACCUUAGCAGAUGCUCGCAAGGCUCUGGUCAUCUUUUGUGUUGGAGUUUUGAUUCUGAUGGCCUUGUGUGGCUACAACGGAUUGCUCAUAUAUGCCACAUAUCAAAACUGUGAUCCACUUACCACCAAAUUGGCAAAGGCACGUGAUCAACUUUUGCCUCUUUUUGUGAUGGACACGCUGGGCGAGUUGCCUGGAAUGACGGGUCUAUUUAUUGCGGGUGUCUUUAGUGCAGCUUUGAGCUCGCUCUCCACGUGUCUGAACUCCAUGUCCGCUGUUGUCCUCGAGGACUUUGUGAAACCUUAUGUUAAGAAACCGUUAUCAAGUCGAGCCACCAACUGGAUCAUGCGCCUGGUGGUCGUGGGCAUUGGAGUGCUUUGUGUGGCCCUCGUCUAUGUGGUUGAACAUAUGGGAACUGUGCUGCAGCUCACCAUGAGCCUGGAGUCAAUAACUAAUGGACCUCUAUUUGGCAUCUUCACAAUUGGCAUACUUAUGCCCUGGAUCAAUGGAAAUAGCGCUAUUCUCGGCGGCUGCGUUGGAGUUUUUGUCAUGUCUUGGGUCAGCCUAAAUGCUCAGUGGGCCAUUGCAUCGGGCGCCAUUCGUUAUCAAACAAAACCAUUAAACGUUGAUCAGUGCAGCUACAGCUUCAAUGCAGCUGCUUUGGUUUCCAGCGCUGCCAAUGCCACCCAUAUCCAUGGCCCCACAGCAGAGGAUAUAUUUCCCUUGUAUAGAAUAUCAUAUAUGUGGUAUACAACUCUAGGCGCCUCGGUUACCAUAAUCGUUUCACUGCUCAGCACUCUAGUCUUUGGCACUAAUAAUCCUAAUAAAGUUGAUCCAGUAUUGCUUACGCCUUGUAUUCGAAAGUUCUUUAAGUGUAAUCCUGACAAGCAAAAGAUCGAAAUUCCUCUUCAACACAAGCUGCGCAGCGACGAGGUCGCUCUUUAGUAAAUUCAAUUUGGAUCGAAUCUAAUAUAAUACAUAUAAAGAAUAUAUACAUACAUUGUAUACAUACCUAAGUGAAAAUAUAUUGU
Messenger RNA from Drosophila hydei, 1896 nucleotides. RefSeq names its product sodium-coupled monocarboxylate transporter 1 (gene bumpel). Gene Ontology annotation, biological process: sodium ion transport; transmembrane transport. Bases 47 to 1810 code for a protein of 587 amino acids. The transcript is spliced from 8 exons. The record is from RefSeq and is a predicted model, not a curated record. Gene Ontology annotation, cellular component: membrane. Gene Ontology annotation, molecular function: symporter activity. NCBI's taxonomy places the organism in Eukaryota, Metazoa, Arthropoda, Insecta, Diptera, Drosophilidae.